AAACCAACUGCUCGUCAAGAGAAUUUUUAAAAAGUUUACGUUUGAAGUCGUUAUUCGAGUACGUUACAGCAAUCAUUAUCAGAAAGAAGAUUUGGCGGGAUAUUAACGAUAAAAAUAGAACUGCAGUUUGAUGAAUCGAGUUUGUGUACUAAAUUAUCCAUGUGCUCGUAAAAUUAAAAGAGAUCUAUUGCUUUGUCUUUAGAUCUGAAGCUGACAACGUUUUUUCAUAGGCUUAGUAUUUUUUUAUUUAGCAAAAUGGAAGAUUUCAUUAAAAUAGAGAAAAUUGGUGAAGGAACUUACGGUGUGGUGUACAAAGGAAAAAACAAAGUGACCGGCCAGUUUGUGGCUAUGAAGAAAAUUAGAUUAGAAGCAGACGAUGAAGGCAUACCCUCCACCGCGAUCAGAGAAAUAUCCCUACUGAAAGAACUGAACCACCCAAAUAUUGUGAAGCUAGAAGAUGUACUUAUGGAGGAGUCCCGACUGUUCCUCAUUUUCGAGUUCCUCUCCAUGGACCUCAAGAAGUACAUGGACUCACUUGGCUCCGGGAGGUUGAUGAGCCUUAACAUAGUGAAGAGCUACCUAUACCAGAUCAACAGUGCCAUCCUGUACUGCCACCAGCGAAGGAUCCUCCACCGUGACUUGAAACCACAGAAUCUGCUCAUUGACCAAACUGGCAUCAUAAAGGUAGCGGAUUUCGGGUUAGGACGCGCGUUCGGCGUGCCAGUGCGCGUGUACACGCACGAGGUCGUCACGCUGUGGUACCGCGCGCCCGAGGUGCUACUGGGCAGCCAGAGGUAUUCCUGCCCAGUCGACAUGUGGUCGGUGGGCUGCAUCUUCUCCGAGAUGUCCUCCAAGAAGCCUCUGUUCCAGGGCGACUCUGAAAUCGACCAGCUCUUCAGGAUCUUCAGGAUGCUCCGUACGCCGACGGAGGAGAUCUGGCCCGGCGUGACGUCGCUACCGGACUACAAGCCCACAUUCCCCAACUGGAACACAUUCAACCUGCACAACCACGUGCAGAACCUGGACGAGGUGGGCAUGGACCUGCUGCGCAAGAUGCUAGUGUACGACCCCAUGAAGCGCAUCAGCGCCAAGGACGCGCGCCGCCACCGCUACUUCCGCGACGUGCGCCUGCCGCCCGGCCUGCCGCGCGACACGCCCGUCAUCCGCUCCGGCGAGCCGGUCGCCGUCGCUUAGCACUGACGAUAUCACCAAUGUGUAUGGCCAGCUUUACGGCCCAGCCACGACAUUGGUCUAAACGCGACAGCUGUGAGCGGCUGGCCUACGUGCGAAUGAAGUCCCAUCGCUGUGUCUCGCUCCAAUGUAUGGCUGUCGCGCUUAGACCGAUGUCGUGGCUGAGCCGUUAGUGUCGCGCGGAGCGAUCCGCAACUAAGAGUCUUCGGGAGCUGACGCGGAUUACCCGGAACGGACGCCUUUCUAAUAAGAAAUUGUAUGAAUAGCAUUUAAAUGGCGCGGGCGCGUGCGACAGACUUUACAUAUUGGCGUCCUCGCCAGCUAGCGGGAAUAGUGGCGGAAAUGUGGUCCUCCGGGCGGACCCGUCCGCUUUACUUAAAACGCUCCCUGAACUUAUUAGUUUCCUACUUAGUAACAUAUUAGUCCGGUCCGGAUCGGUCCGUGUGACACUAAUACUGGCCUAUGGAACGAGUGGCCUUCUGAAUGUAGUGUCGUCUAGCCUAAUGGUGUAUUCUCUGAGUGUAGGUUUUUACGGUUUCGGCCCGAAGGAAAUAUCCUGUACUGAGUAAAAAAAUAUCCUGUGAUGUGAGCAGUCGCUAAAACGUAUAUGUAACUUUUAAGCUGUUUCACGAACCCUCGUGUGUUUAUCUAUCCUUUCCCUAAAGAGCUGUCAUUAUAACUAGUAGUGCCUCACAUAAUGAUUAACUAUAAGGAUGAAUUGAAUACAUAUUAUAAAACUACGGUUAAUACACUAGAUUACCUACUAUUAUUUUUACCUAUACUAAGUAUACCUAAUAGAAAUUCGAAUUGUAAUAUUGACAAUGUGACGUGUAAAUUAUUAUUUUAUGAAUAAGUUACUGACGUUGAAAGAUAUCGGUAAUCGGUAAAGAUAUGCGUUUUAGUCGAUAUAUUAACGAUUUUUGGAUAUUUUUCUGACUUAUUCCGGCCGAAACCUUUGUAAUGUUAAUUUAUAGUAAUAAAUUAGGGUGGUUUUGUUAGCUGUGCGCUAUUUCUCGAAGCCUGGAGUCUGGUACGCAGGCGUGUGUAUAUCAGCGACCGGUAUUAAUAAUUCAACAUUGUGUGUUUACUAGUAGUGAUCGGUAACAAUUUUUUAAUUUCACGGCAGCGUAGUCGCGUCAAAGUGAAGGCAAAAUGUUAAAAAUUCUUAUAAAUUAUAAAGGUUAUAAUUUCACCUGAGUUUUACUUUAUGGAUUUCGUUAACUCAACAACUCUGCCAUGAAAUUAAAAUACUGGCCACUACUUAUUAGCGAAUUAUGUGCCAAAGUGUGUAAACAUCGACCCUGUACACUCGAGAGAAAUGAAAAGGGGUUAGUCUAGAAUUAAAAACCUCUUUUUAUUUUCCUUUAGUCUUAUAGUGGUAAUUAUUGUCAGUUAUUCCGUUGGCCAAAUAUUUUGAAAUUUUUAAAGCUAUUACUAUUUACCUAAACUAAUCUAUCAAUUUGUCUAUAAAGCAAGAAAUUAAAUGCCAUAAUUGAUAUUUCUUCCUAUAGGCCCUAUAGGUAAAUUAACUAUAUAGAAGUUUUUUUCAUCGGGGGAAAACUGGCAUUCAAUUAAUUAUUGUAUCCGGUCGCUGUUUCUUUAUUAUGUUAUUCAAAUUAUGGAAUGAAAUGCAUUUUUUAAGAAAUAAGAUUGAUUUAAUUUGACGGUAAUUGUAAUAUACUGUAAUAAUA
This is a messenger RNA of Leguminivora glycinivorella, 2882 nucleotides long. RefSeq names its product cyclin-dependent kinase 1 (gene Cdk1). Gene Ontology annotation, molecular function: ATP binding; RNA polymerase II CTD heptapeptide repeat kinase activity; cyclin-dependent protein serine/threonine kinase activity. The record is from RefSeq and is a predicted model, not a curated record. The coding region runs from base 256 to 1194 and encodes 312 amino acids. Gene Ontology annotation, biological process: mitotic G2 DNA damage checkpoint signaling; protein phosphorylation; G2/M transition of mitotic cell cycle. Lineage: Eukaryota; Metazoa; Arthropoda; Insecta; Lepidoptera; Tortricidae. The transcript has 7 exons. Gene Ontology annotation, cellular component: nucleus.